AUGGGUGUUGUAGAAAGCACAAGUGGCAGUGGAUUGGACAGGAUGUUAGUGCGACAAGAGGGCUCAGCUACGAGGCUGGUGCAGCGAUCUCCAGGAGGAGUAACGAUGUACAGCAGAGAUGCAGGGGAUGGCGGGGUGGGUGUGGUUUCUCUUUUGCAGAAACUGCCAUAUAAGAACCCAACACACCUUGCUCAGCAACAGGAACCCUGGUGUCGACUCAGCUCAACUCCCACAAUCACGUCCAUGAGGCAGGAUGUUUAUUUUUUUGAUCCUGAGAUACCGAAGGAUGAUCUGGAUUUCCGAUUAGCAGCCUUGUACAACCACCACACAGGGACAUUCAAGAGCAAAAGUGAGACACUGAUACACAAGGAGACCAUUCAGGAUACCCAUGGAAUCAAGAUCCAAUUCCCUGGAGAAUUUUUUUCCCCUCCCCAGCCACCCCCCAUCACUUCCCGAGCUAACAUCAGACACUGGAUCAACCCUAAGAAGGAGUCUAUUCACAGCAUCCAGGGAUCCAUAGUGUCCCCUCACACUGCAGCCAGCAAUGGAGGGUAUUCCCGAAAGAAUGAUGGUGGCUUCUUCUCCACCUAAGUGCUGACAGGCCCCUGGACUAAUUAAUCAUAGUGGAACAUCCUGCCGCCCACCUCCAUUAAAUAGAUUUGUGUAAGAUGAA
Molecule: messenger RNA, 673 nt
Organism: Physeter macrocephalus (sperm whale)
Lineage: Eukaryota; Metazoa; Chordata; Mammalia; Artiodactyla; Physeteridae
Gene: CFAP276
Product: cilia and flagella associated protein 276
Exons: 5
Coding region: 1-591 (196 amino acids)
Source: RefSeq, a predicted model, not a curated record